Molecule: messenger RNA, 2306 nt
Organism: Erpetoichthys calabaricus (reedfish)
Lineage: Eukaryota; Metazoa; Chordata; Cladistia; Polypteriformes; Polypteridae
Product: heat shock 70 kDa protein 12A-like
Exons: 4
Coding region: 69-1832 (587 amino acids)
Molecular function (GO): ATP-dependent protein folding chaperone; ATP binding
Source: RefSeq, a predicted model, not a curated record
UUGUACUUUGAUAGGACUUUUUCGCACUAAAAAAGAAGCAAAGAAAACGAUCUUCAACUUUCUAUUUUAUGAGCUUUUUGAGCUAUCACAUCUUUUAUCGAACACCUUUCAGUAACAUGGCUCUUCUGGUUAUUGCUGUUGACUUUGGGACAGCAUACAGUGGAUACUGUUUCUCUGUAAAGGGAAAGCAAGAAAAUAUUAGAAGUGUGUUUUGGGGCAUGGAGUAUGGGUUCAGAUUACCUAAAACUCCAACCUGCAUUCUCUUUGAUGAAAAUAAAAAGUUUAUGAAAUUUGGUUUUGAUGCAGUAAUGACUUACACAAAAAUGAAUUCCAUUGAAGCCAAUAAGUUCUAUUUUAUUGAAAACUUCAAGAUGGAACUGUAUAACAAGAUGAUCAGCAAGAAUCUAAUGAUCUGUGCAAAGAAUAGUCAUCCACUUCCUGCCCUGAUGGUGUUCUCAGAAAGUCUGCAAUAUCUGAAAGAUCAUGCCCUGAAAACCAUUAAUGUUACAGAUGACACCAUUAGUUAUACUGCAGAGGAUGUCACAUGGGUUGUAACAGUGCCCGCAAUAUGGGGACCUGCUGCUAAACAGUUCAUGAGAUUGGCUGCACAAAAGGCUGGACUAAUUUGCAGUAUUGAUUCCAAAAAUCUGAUUAUUGCGUUGGAGCCAGAGGCAGCAUCUAUGUGGUGCAAGCAGCUGCCCAGUACUGGAUUUAUAUCAGAAGAUGGAGAUCAAGACAAAAUGGAGGAUCAGCCAGGACUGGAAUAUGUUGUUGUAGACUGUGGAGGAGGAACGAUUGAUAUUACUGUGCACAAGGUCAUUGAAGAUGGAUUUCUAAAGGAACUUCACAAAGCAUCAGGAGGUGAUUGGGGAGGAAAUCAUGUGGAUAACAACUUUAGAGGUUUCCUGAGGGACAUUUUUCACCCAGAUCUAUGGGAUACGUAUGAGAAGGAGCAUCCUUCAGAGGUUCAAAAGUUAAUGUAUGACUUUUCAGUUCAGAAAUGUAGUGAUCAAGAAGAAGAUAUACUGAUUCCAUGUUAUUAUAACUUUGUGCAGUCAGUACAACAGAAAAACAAGAAAAUUGAAGAUUUUUUUGAAAAUGUAAAAGGGGCUUCUUGGUCAAGUGGUAGCAUAAAGAUAAAAUAUGAGAAACUAAAAGGAUUUUAUGACUAUAGUGUUAAAAAAAUCAUAGCUGAGGUACAAGCCAUUCUUGAAACACCUGAGAUUAACAUUGACUAUAUCUUGCUUGUGGGAGGUUUUGCAGCAAGCAGGAUCCUAAGACAAGCAAUCCGGAAUGAAUUUAGCAGAAGGUGUAGAGUGCUGUGUCCUUGUGAUGCCCAGCUGGCAAUUGUAAAGGGGGCAGUUUUGUUUGGAAAUGACCCUAAAUUAAUCUCUUCCCGGAUCAGUGCCCUGACAUACGGUGUAGCCGAAUGCAACACGUUUGAUCCAGCCAUACAUGAUGAGAAACAGCGCAGAGUAAACAAGGCUGGAGAUUAUGUUUACUGUACAGACCUUUUUGCAAAGCUUGUAGAAAAAGGGAAGUCAGUAGGAUACAACCAAGUAACCAAUUACUAUUAUUAUCCAAUAAAUGAUGACCAGGUUGCAAUGUACUUUCAAUUUUUCUCUACAGAAAAACUGAAUGCAAAAUAUGUAGAUGAGCCAGGCAUUAAACAAAUUGGCCACUUUACUGUAAACAUGCCUGAUAUCACUAGUGGCAGGAAUAGAAGGGUCAGACUGGAUAUUAAAUUUGGUUUUACAGAACUGGAAGCAACAGCAACUGACUUGACCUCUAAUAAUACUCAGACACUGAUUCUUAACUUUUUAACAGAAUAAUAAUAAUUUAAAAUAAAAGUUUUAAAGGAUAGCAAAUAAACAAAGUCUGACUCAAUGGCUUCUGAAAAGUGUAGUAAUUUAGACCCAUUAGCAUUCUCGAGAAACAAAAAACACUGCUUAGAGAACAAAAUCCCAAUCUUAAUCCAUCCAUCCACCAUCCAACCUGGGGGUCUGCUGGAGCCAAUCCCAGCCAACACAGGGCGCAAGGCAGGAAACAAACCCCUGGUAGUGCGCCAGCCCACCACAGGGCGCGAACACAUACACAAUUACACCCACCAACCACACACUAGAGACAAUUUAGGAUCGCCAAUGCACCUAACCUGCAUGUCUUUGGACUGUGGGAGGAAACCCACGCAGACAUAGAGAGAACAUGCAAACUCCACACAGGGAGGACCCAGGAAGCGAACCCAGGUCUCCUAACUGCGAGGCAGCAGUGCUACCACUGAGCCACUGUGCUGCCCUCCCAAUCUUAAU